GUUUACAGUGCACAAAGGCAAGGCUGUUGAUUGGUUACCAGUCAGUCCAUUCACAUGUAAAUCAGCCCUCAUAAAUGUCCCCAUUCAGUCGCCCACUUUGCACAGUAUAUGUAGUGCUUGUUAGCACAGACUUUUGUCUCGAAUUGAACCCGCCGACCAUCUGCCCUCCAUUCAGGCGUCCUCUCAGCGGUCUCUUUACUGCAGCAAUAUGGCCCCUGCGUCCCGCAGUAACAGACAAGAGGAGGAUUUUUACGGAAUAAAAGACAGAAAGACGAGGAAGCCGCUGGUGGAGAAAAAGAGACGCGCCCUCAUCAAUGAAAGUUUACAGGAGCUGAGGCUACUGCUAGCCGACCCGGAUGCGCAGAUAAAAAUGGAGAAUGCAGAUGUGUUGGAAAUGACCGUGAAGCGCGUGGAAACUAUCCUGCAAAACAAAGAGAAUGAAGCUGACAGCGUGAACCGCGAAGCUAACGAGCGCUUCGCCGCGGGAUACAUCCAGUGCAUGCAUGAGGUGCACACCUUCGUGUCCGGCUGUCCGGGAAUCGACGCGAGCAUCGCCGCCGACCUGCUGAACCAUCUCCUGGAGUGCAUGCCUCUGAACGACGAGGAUCGCUUUCAGGACAUCCUGUCAGAUCUCGUGCCGGACUCUAGUAACUGUGGAACUUGGCCUGGCGAGGCGACAUACGCUGCGUUGUCGCCCGGAGACAGGAGCGUGGUCAGCAGCGGCUCCUUAGCCUUGUCCCCGGCCCCCUCCACCACCUCCAGCGACGACCUUUGCUCUGACCUGGAUGAUACGGACACGGAGCACAGCCGAAUCUCGGUGGACGCCAGGGAUCCGGCGCCAAGCGUGCCAACCAUGCAUCUCUCCAAGUCCAUGUGGAGACCUUGGUAG
Molecule: messenger RNA, 889 nt
Organism: Sinocyclocheilus anshuiensis
Lineage: Eukaryota; Metazoa; Chordata; Actinopteri; Cypriniformes; Cyprinidae
Product: transcription cofactor HES-6-like
Exons: 5
Coding region: 209-889 (226 amino acids)
Biological process (GO): regulation of DNA-templated transcription
Molecular function (GO): DNA binding; protein dimerization activity
Source: RefSeq, a predicted model, not a curated record